Molecule: messenger RNA, 1248 nt
Organism: Elephantulus edwardii (Cape elephant shrew)
Lineage: Eukaryota; Metazoa; Chordata; Mammalia; Macroscelidea; Macroscelididae
Gene: ZFYVE27
Product: zinc finger, FYVE domain containing 27
Exons: 12
Coding region: 1-1248 (415 amino acids)
Biological process (GO): neurotrophin TRK receptor signaling pathway; positive regulation of axon extension; endoplasmic reticulum tubular network formation
Cellular component (GO): growth cone membrane; endoplasmic reticulum tubular network
Molecular function (GO): metal ion binding
Source: RefSeq, a predicted model, not a curated record
AUGCAGGUAUCAGAUCGAGAGGGAAGUGGGCCGGAGGUGAGCCCCAGCGUGAUGCCCGAGGCUCCCCCAGAGCCUCCGCCUGUCCCUACCAAGCCCCCAGCAUUUGAUCUUUUCAACCUGGUUCUGUCCUACAAGAGACUGGAGAUCUACUUGGAACCCCUGAAGGAUGCAGGUGAUGGCGUCCGAUACUUGCUCAGGUGGCAGACACCCUUGUGUUCCCUGCUGACCUGCCUGGGCCUCAACGUCUUGUUGCUCACCUUGAAUGAAGGUGCAUGGUACUCAGUGGGUGUCCUGCUGAUUUCUGUGCCUGCCUUGCUGGGCUACCUUCAGGAAGUGUGCCGGGCCCACCUGCCCGAGUCCGAGCUGAUGCGGAGGAAAUACCACAGCGUGAGGCAGGAAGACCUGCAGAGGGUGCGCCUGUCUCGCCCGGAGGCUGUGGCCGAGGUGAAGAGCUUCUUGAUUCAGCUGGAGGCCUUCCUGAGCCGCCUGUGCUGCACCUGUGAAUCUGCCUACCGCGUGCUGCACUGGGAGAACCCGGUCGUGUCCUCACAGUUCUAUGGGGCUCUUCUGGGCACAGUUUUCAUGCUGUACCUGCUGCCGCUGUGCUGGGUCCUUGCUCUCUUAAACAGCACCCUCUUUCUGGGGAAUGUGGAGUUCUUCCGAGUGGUAUGUGAGUACAGGGCCUCUCUGCAGCGACGGAUGAACCCUAAGGAGGAAGAAAACACCGUUGAGAGUCCGCCGGUGGAUGCUGUGGGGAGGGUCCCUCUGCAGGACAGCACGCCUGCCACUACCCCCACAGAGAGUUUCUCUUCCCAGGACCUCACACCGGGCAGCGUGGAGGAGGCCGAAGAGGCUGAGCCAGAUGAGGAGUUUAAAGAUGCGAUUGAGGAGACCCACUUGGUGGUUCUGGAGGAUGACGAGGGCACCCCAUGCCCGGCAGAGGACGAGCUGGCCCUGCAGGACAACGGGUUCCUGAGCAAAAACGAGGUGCUGCGCAGCAAGGUGUCACGGCUCACGGAGCGGCUCCGCAAGCGUUACCCCACCAACAAUUUCGGAAGCUGCACCGGCUGCUCUGCCACCUUCUCAGUGCUCAAGAAGAGGCGGAGCUGCAGCAACUGUGGAAACAGCUUUUGCUCUCGGUGCUGCUCCUUCAAGGUGCCGAAGUCCUUUAUGGGGGCCACCGCUCCAGAAGCCCAGAGAGAGACUGUGUUUGUGUGUGCUUCAUGCAACCAGACCUUGAGCAAGUGA